AUGCCUUUGAAGAAGAAGAACUAUACACUCAAAACCAUAUUCAAACCCAUUUUUACGGUGUGUUGUUGCGGUUGCGGCUCUAGCUUUUCGCUUUCUUCUCACAGCCACGACUACACCCCGGGACUACCGGUUUCUCCCACGGUGUUACGCAGCCCAUGUCCUAAGAUCAAUGAGAGCGUAGCGAUGGCUAAGGAAUCAACCAAUCCAUUCGAAGAUUACAAGAAGUCGAUGAAUCAGAUGAUCAUCGAGAGAGAUAUCGAAACAGAGGAUGAUCUUAAGGAGCUUCUAAGGUGUUUCUUGGACAUAAACCCUCCUCCUCAUCACAAUCUCAUCGUUCGUGCUUUUGUUGACGUCUGUUCACAUCUCCGGCCACCACACGACCGCCGUGGAAAGUCACUUGGGAGAUUGCUUCGUCUUUAUGUUAAUCCUGUUGAUGGUAAUGAUAACAAGUCGCACCAAACCUCAUCAAAUAGUAUGAGGAAUUGA
Molecule: messenger RNA, 486 nt
Organism: Arabis nemorensis
Lineage: Eukaryota; Viridiplantae; Streptophyta; Magnoliopsida; Brassicales; Brassicaceae
Source: the annotation of a GenBank genome assembly